AUGGUUCCUCACUGGGCCACUACAGUCGAGCACCAGCACGAAGGACGUGACUUUUCUAUCAAAGAUCUGCCACAUGGUUUAUGGGUGUGUAUGCGUUGGACAUUUGGAUGGGUACGCAAAAUGAUGGACACAGAGGAGAAAGGGGGGGGAGGGGCGUGUGGCCGAGGUUUGGGCAAUACACACCGACCUACACAAAGCGGGCAACAGACUCGGGUUAAUAUCGUGAAGAGCACUGUUCAGCCCUGGCUACGAAGUAUGCAUUUCCGUGCGUUUGUUUACUUGUUGGUCGGUCAGAUGGUCAGUUGGUCAGUUGGUCGUUUGGUCGGCCGAUCUGUCGGUUCGUCAGUGGAGCCAAGCGACCAGGGACCACUUGACAGGCACAGGUGGACAGCGCCACGACUAAUAUGUCAUGGAGUCUGGUAUGAAGGUAUCGAUCAUGUUGUAUAUGGAGCCGAAAUACAUGCCGGUCAUGGUCUCUCCUUUCAUCCGGUCUUGCUCAUCUGCCUCGAGCAAAAAAUAAUAAAAAGUUCUAGCCAUGAUGAAGUCAUACAAAUGGCAUGCCAGAAGGCAACUGCUUGCUUGUUCAUCAGAAACGAGAACGGAGCCAGUCUCAGCGACCCGGCCGAGCAAGAUGAGUCUACAACCACCUACAAGCCAGACGCCGGCUCGUGA
Protopolystoma xenopodis is the source of this 672-nucleotide messenger RNA. NCBI's taxonomy places the organism in Eukaryota, Metazoa, Platyhelminthes, Monogenea, Polystomatidea, Polystomatidae. The record is from the annotation of a GenBank genome assembly.